Molecule: messenger RNA, 3473 nt
Organism: Harmonia axyridis
Lineage: Eukaryota; Metazoa; Arthropoda; Insecta; Coleoptera; Coccinellidae
Product: coiled-coil domain-containing protein 73-like
Exons: 3
Coding region: 288-2285 (665 amino acids)
Source: RefSeq, a predicted model, not a curated record
ACAAUUUCAAUAUGUUUCUAUAUGAAAUAGUUGUGAAAAGUGGUGACAAAUUUUUCAAAGGCCUCUUCGAUGUUACGAUCAUUUAUAAAGAUUCGCUACAAUGGUAGUAGCCAAGUACAUACAAAAAAGAAUUUUCGAUUAUAACCAAAAACCUGUAGUCUGUGAUAUAACCCCUAAUAAUCAUUUAGAAAUAAUAAUAUUAGUGUUUUACAACAUUGUCGGUUAUAGUUUUUUACCUGGGUGACUAUAUUUGAAAAGCGUAGGUUUUGGAUGAGAACUUUCUGAAAAUGGAGAACCAGAGGAAUUAUAAGAAUCUUCGAAAUGAUAGUGAUGAGGAAGAAAUUUACUUAUUGAAAAUUCCGAAAGGAAUUGAUCUGAAUGUUUUACUACAUGCCAAGAUUGAACUUACUAAGAAAUCUGAAGUAAAGUCACAAUCUGAAGUCUUUUAUUUGAAGCCAAUCUAUGAUGAAUCUGGACCUAAGUACUUCCAAGGAUCAGAUGAUUCAGAAAAAAUUCGACCAUUAUCAAUUUUACAAUUAACAAAAUCUGUUCCUGACAACAUGAAAAUAGAUCAAAGUCACCCUCAACAAUUUGAAGAAGAAAAUAAUAAGAAACCUCUUUCUGUUAAUGGGAUUAAAGAUGAUUACAAAGCGGUGAUUGAAUUACAAAAAGAUAUCAAACAAAAAAUAGAUCAAGCACGUCAAAGGUAUUGUAAGGAAAAACCAAAGGGGAAGCAAGUACUGAGUCAUAAAAAAAGUCUACUGAUAUCACAACUUCUAGAGACAACAUGCAAAAUCAUAAAUUCAACAAAUGUAGAGAACACCAAAGAGAUAAAGGAAAGUAAUGAAAAAACCAUGAACGACAAUCAAAAAUUAAAAAGAAAAAAUUACAAAUCAAAUAGUUUUCAAGAACUCAACAUCAUAGAUAAAAGUCACCUGAAAGAUUCUGCUAUUGUUGCAUCCCCCAUUGCUUUGGAAAAGGGGCCAGUAAUUGAAAAAGAGUUGCAAUUGGAUGCAGACAUUUCUGAAUUCAUUUCAAAGAAAAUACAAAAUAAUAAAAGUGAAAUCUCAUUGAAUAUAGAAAACACCAAAGAAUUAAAUUCAUAUGAUAUAACUUCAGAAAACUUGAAAAUGGAAAUAGAUAAUGUGGUGCCCAAAAUGAAAAAGAAACGUAAAGCAAAAAAUAGCUUGCAAGAGUUGCAAUUGGACAUAGACCUUUCUGAAUCCAUUUCAAAGAAAAUACAAAAUACCAAAAGUGAACAAAAUACAUGUGAUACUUCAGAAUAUAACAAAAAAAAAAAAAAGAAACAUAAUAAAAGUGAAAAAUCUAUAAGUAAAGAAAACACUGAAGAACUUUCAGGAAACUUGAAAUUAGAAAUAGAUAAUGUGGUGCCCAAAGCGAACAAUAAUAAAAAACAUAAAGCAAAAAACAGUUUCCAAGAAUUGCAAUCAGAUGGGAGAAUUUCAGAUUGCAUUUUAAAGAAAACGCAAAAUAGCAAAAAUGAGAACUUGUUGAACAUAGAAAGCACCAAAGAAUUAAAUUCAUUUAAUUUGGCUGAAGAGAAUUUGAAAAUAGAUAAUGUGGUGCCUAAUGUGAAAAAGGAACGUAAAGCAAAAAAUAGCUUGCAAGAGUUGCAAUUGGACAUAGACCUUUCUGAAUCCAUUUCAAAGAAAAUACAAAAUACCAAAAGUGAACAAAAUACAUGUGAUACUUCAGAAUAUAACAAAAAAAAGAAAAAGAAACAUAAUAAAAGUGAAAAAUCUAUAAGUAAAGAAAACACUGAAGAACUUUCAGAAAACUUGAAAUUAGAAAUAGAUAAUGUGGUGCCCAAAGCGAAAAAUAAUAAAAAACAUAAAGCAAAAAACAGUUUCCAAGAGUUGCAAUCAGAUGGGAGAGUUUCAGAUUGCAUUUUAAAGAAAACGCAAAAUAGCAAAAAUGAGAACUUGUUGAACAUAGAAAACACCAAAGAAUUAAAUUCAUUUAAUUUGGCUGAAGAGAAUUUGAAAAUAGAAAUAGAUAAUGUGGUGCCUAAUGUGAAAAAGGAACGUAAAGUAGAAAAUAGUUUCCAAGAGUUGCAAUUGGAUGCUGAAAGUUCAAAAUAUAUUUCAAAUAAAAAAAAGAGGAAAAAAAACCACAGUAAAAGUGAAGUAUCAAUAAAUAUAGGACAUACCAAAGUACUAGGUUCAUCUGAUACAGCUUCAACUUCCAAUACGACAAUAGAUAAUGUGAUGCACAAAAAAAGGAAGAAAAAUAAGAUUAUAAUUCAUAGCAUAGAAUACCUGUGAGAAGCUUCAAAUGCAGUGGUUGAUGAGAGAAAGGAAUAUAAAAAUUUAAAAGAAUGCAAUCUGAAGCAUGAAAUUCAGAAUAAAGCACUAAAAUAAAAGGAGAAUUCCAAUUUUAAUGAAAAAUUGGAUAUAAUUGAUCUAUAUAGAUUGAAGGCUUUUUAUUGAAGAUGAGAGCAACAAACAUUAUUCAAGAGGAUUGAUAAUAAUAAUGUACCGGAAAUUAUUUUAUUUUUGUAAAAUUAAAAAUAUUUAAGAAAUCAGAUAAUAAUAAUUAUUUUUUAUUAUAUUCACAUAAUUAUAAAAAUAUUGAUAUAAUAUAUUUAUAAUAAAAAAUAUAAAAUUCAAAACACUAAAACAGGACAUGAAUGAAUUGGAGAAUAUAUUGUAUUAUUUCUGUUAUGUGGAGUGGUCUAGUUUGCUGCAUUAGUGGAUGACAGUUUUAUCAAAAAUAACAUUUUAAAAGUUUAGGGAUUUAUCCCUGUAUGAGCGAGUUCAGAAAGUCAGCGCUGUUGAAUGAGCUGAAAGAGAUGCGCUGUACCAGCACAAUGCCGGAGAAAGAGCGCUGCAUUUUGUGCUGAAUUAUAGAUUAACGUUGAGUUUAAGAACGCUUCUUCAACGAGAUAAUGGUUUCAAUGCCUGUGAAUUAAUAUAAGAAAACUAUAAUUGUCUGCAUGCCGUGAUGUUAUUUUCUUAUGCUAUUUCAACGACAGUUCAAAUGAAUAAUAAGGUUAAUCUAUUUCAUUUUCCCACAUAAAAAUAUCUUUAUUUAUUGCAUCAAAAAGCAAAUACAUAAUUUCUGAAAAAUAUAUUUUUUUAUACAAUAAUAUUUGAUCGGGAAAUAUUUUUUUAAUAACAAUUAAUAAUAAAUAACAUACAUCAAUAUCUAUAAUUAAUUGAUAAUUGAACAAUUCUGUUCAUUCAAUCAUUUCUUCCAUCUAUUACUUCUAUAAUUCCAGUAAAAAGCUUUCACCACAAUUCAAUAUUAGAGAGUUAUUGCAACGCACAAAUAAGCGAUCUUUUAUUACAGGAUCUCUUACAAGUACUCAUGCGCAUUAACUCAGAUAUUAAGGAUUGUUUAAAUCUAAAAUACAGGCGACCAACUUUUAUUUAAGGAUUCUUUAUUUUGACAGAUAUCUGUUUAUGCCGAAUAUUUGCCGUCGUUAUUCAGCAAGAACUAACCUAUAAAUA